CCCAAUCAGUUUUGUUUUGAGUCCUAACAAAACUAUAUCUUUGUAACUUCAAGUUCUGAGAGAAUUUCCUGAAAAUCGAAGCCAUCAAGGAGAAGAGUUUAGAAGAGAUGACCUCAUUGAGGAGAUUAUUCUCAGCUGUGUGUUUAUGGAUUUUAUUUCUGAUUGCCACACUUUUCUUGAUUCUCAACCAUUUAGAAGAUCAUGGUGUCUCAUCCCAACUAAAGGUUGCCGAAGAAAAUCCGGCGACGGUUACUCACAAAGUAUACUUUGAUAUCGAAAUCGGCGGAAAGCCCUCUGGACGAGUUGUGAUUGGCCUAUUUGGAGAAACAGUUCCUAAAACCGCAGAGAAUUUUCGCGCUCUUUGCACGGGUGAGAAAGGAAUCGGGAGGAGCGGGAAGUCUCUACAUUACAAAGGAAGCAAAUUCCAUAGAAUUAUUCCCAGUUUUAUGAUUCAGGGAGGAGAUUUUACUCGUGGAGAUGGUCGAGGUGGAGAGUCGAUAUAUGGCGAGAAGUUUGCAGAUGAAAAUUUCCUAUUGAAACACGAUGGUCCAGGAUUUGUGUCAAUGGCAAACUCUGGGGAGGACACUAAUGGGUCACAGUUCUUUAUUACGACUAUUAAAACUAGCUGGUUGGACGGGCACCAUGUUGUAUUUGGAAAAGUGCUUUCAGGUAUGGAUGUAGUCUUCAAGAUCGAAGCUGAAGGAAAUCAGGGGGAUGGAAAACCAAAGACUGAAGUUUCCAUUUCACAAAGUGGAGAGCUUCCAGUAUAAUUCCGGAAACAGAGAUUGUUGAUAACAGAGGUUCCCCUUCCCUACAGCUUUCUCUCUAGUGAGAUGUAGGCAUCAGCUUCACAUUAGAAUUGAUUAUUCCCAGACCUUUAAUGGAUUUCGUUCACAUUAUUUAUCAUUUCUAUAAAAACACACUUCAUCUUUGCAAUCUCAAUAAAAAUAAAACUUCCAUUUUCUUGCUUGCUA
Molecule: messenger RNA, 974 nt
Organism: Cucumis sativus (cucumber)
Lineage: Eukaryota; Viridiplantae; Streptophyta; Magnoliopsida; Cucurbitales; Cucurbitaceae
Product: peptidyl-prolyl cis-trans isomerase CYP20-1
Exons: 8
Coding region: 108-770 (220 amino acids)
Biological process (GO): protein folding; protein peptidyl-prolyl isomerization
Cellular component (GO): intracellular membrane-bounded organelle
Molecular function (GO): peptidyl-prolyl cis-trans isomerase activity
Source: RefSeq, a predicted model, not a curated record